Molecule: messenger RNA, 3194 nt
Organism: Zonotrichia leucophrys gambelii
Lineage: Eukaryota; Metazoa; Chordata; Aves; Passeriformes; Passerellidae
Product: prenylcysteine oxidase 1-like
Exons: 6
Coding region: 227-1723 (498 amino acids)
Biological process (GO): prenylated protein catabolic process; prenylcysteine catabolic process
Molecular function (GO): prenylcysteine oxidase activity
Source: RefSeq, a predicted model, not a curated record
GCGGGCUGAGGGGCCGGGGGACCGGGAAAAUUAAAGCAAUGGACUUAAACUGAAUUACUUAAAAGUAAAUGAAGUAAAAGAAAGGACUUUGGAACUCAGGGUAAAAGGACGCAUUUCGUAAUUCUGGAUAACAAUUCAGAGGGACACAAAAGGUCCGUGCGCCCCCGCGCAUCGAACCCGGGUCCCGCUCCGGUCCGCCCAUCGCCCUCUGCCCUUCCCCGCCGCCAUGCUGGGCCUCGGCCGCUUCUUGCCGCUGCUGCUGCUCGCCGGGCUCUGCCCGCCCGCCAUCAGCCUCCGCCAUGGGCCCUCCAAGAUCGCCGUGGUGGGCGGCGGGAUCGGCGGCUCGGCCGCCGCGUAUUUCCUGCGGCAGAAGUUCGGCCGCAGCGUGCAGCUGCACGUGCUGGAGAAGGCAGCGCUGGGCGGCCGGCUGGACACGCUGGACGUGGAGGGGGCCAGCUACGAGGCAGGGGGGUCCGUGAUCCACCCCCUCAACCUGCACAUGAAGCAUUUUGUCCAGGAGCUGGGCCUUUCAGCCAACACACUCCAGGGCAGCCCCUCAGGCGUUUACAACGGGGAGGAAUUUGUGUUUGAGGAGAGCAGCUGGUCCUUCAUCAACCGCCCCAAGCUGCUGUGGCACUAUGGCCUCAACCCCCUGCGCAUGUCCAUGUGGGUGGAGGACAUCCUGGACAAGUUCAUGAGGAUCUACCGGUACCAGAUGCACGACUACGCCUUCAGCAGCAACGAGCGCCUGCUGCACGCCCUGGGCGGCGACGACUUCGCGCGGCUGCUGAACCAGAGCAUCGACGAGGCCAUGCAGAAAGCAGGCUUCUCCCAGAAAUUCAUCAACCAGGUGGUGUGUCCGGUCAUGAGGUAUGCUUAUGGCCAAGGGGUCACCGUCAAUGGCUUUGUAGGUGCUCUCCUUGCAGGCUGGUUGGAGUCAGGCCUUUGGUCUGUGAAAGGGGGGAACAAACUCGUGUGCUCCGGCCUCAUCUACUCCUCCAAGGCCGAGGUUAUCCCAGGAACAGUCGUGUCCAUAGAGCCAAAAACCAGACACCAGCGUGGUGGGGACGUGGUGAAGCUCUAUGAGGUCACCUACAACACAUCCUCGGGGCUCACCGGGGACACCUACGACAUCGUGGUCAUCGCGGCGCCGCUGGGCCGCAAGAUGGCCAACAUCACCUUCCGCAACUUCGACCCUCCCAUCCCGGAAUUCCACAGUCCCUACCAGCAGAUCUUCACCACCCUGGUGCACGGGCGCUUGAACACCUCCUUCUUUGGCUACCAGGACCCCCAGGAUUUUCAUCUUGGAGCUGUUUUCACCACGGACAACCCCAAACUGUUCUUUAACAGCGUGAACCUGGAGCCCCCCGUGGGUGACACGGGCACGGGCGAGAAGCUGCCGCUGCCCUCGGCCGUCUGGAAGGUGUUUUCCAACGAGGAGCUCAGCAAGGAGCAGCUCAAUCUGCUCUUCUCCUCCUACGACUCGGUGAAGGUGAAGCCGUGGCUGGCGUAUCCCCAGUACAGCGCUCCCGAGAGCUUUCCCCCCAUCGUGCUGCACGAGCAGCUCUACUACCUGAACGGGCUGGAGCGCGCCGCCAGCGCCAUGGAGAUGAGCGCCAUCGCCGCCCGCAACGCCGCCCUGCUCGCCUUCCACCGCUGGCACGGCCACGGCGCCAGCGUCGACCAGGAGGACCUGCACGAGAGGCUCAAAACGGAGCUCUGACACGCGCCCGGGGCUUAAUUAGCGCUAAUGAACUCUGUGCUGCGCUGAGGUGUUCCGUAGGAUCACAGGAUUCCUACAGUUGGAAGGUCUUCGAGAUCAUCAUGACCUUCAACAUCUUCACGAACAUCAAGACCUUCAAGAUGCCAUAAUUAACUCUAAUGAACUCCAUACUUUGCCCCUCCAAGGAGGUGUUUCAUAGGAUCAUGGGAUCCUUAAGACUGGAAGAUCUUCAAGAUCAUCAUGACCUCCAAGAACAUCAAGACGAUCAAGACCAUCAAGAUGCCAUAAUUAAUACUAAUGAACUCAGUGCUUCACCCCUCCUAGGAGGUGUUUCAUAGGAUCAUGGGAUCCUUAAGACUGGAAGAUCUUCAAGAACAUCAAGACCUCCAAGAACAUCAAGACCUUCAAGACCAUCAAGAUGCCAUAAUUAACACUAAUGAACUCAGUGCUUCACCCCUCCAAGGAGGUUUUUCAUAGGAUCAUGGGAUCCUUAAGACUGGAAGAUCUUCAAGAUCAUCAUGACCUCCAAGAACAUCAAGAUGCCAUAAUUAACACUAAUGAACUCAGUGCUUCACCCCUCCAAGGAGGUUUUUCAUAGGAUCAUGGGAUCCUUAAGACUGGAAGAUCUUCAAGAUCAUCAUGAUCUCCAAGAACAUCAAGACCUUCAAGACCAUCAAGAUGCCAUAAUUAACACUAAUGAACUCAGUGCUUCACCCCUCCUAGGAGGUGUUUCAUAGGAUCAUGGGAUCCUUAAGGUCGGACGAGUUUCAAGACCUUCAAAACCAUCAAGAACAUCAAAACCUUCAAGACCUUCAGGAUCACCAAGAUCUUCAAGAUCUCCAAGAAUGAUCAAAACUUUCAAGGCCAUUAGGAUCUUCAAGACCCUCAAGUACAUCAAAACCUUCAAGAUCAUCAAGAUUCUCAAAAGUUGUUAGGACCUUCAAGUCCAACCAUCAACCCAACCACGUUGACCAUUAACAAUCUCCUCAAGUGCCGCGUCCGUGCGUUGUUUGGACACUUCCAAGGGCUGAUGACUCUGCCACAGCCUAGGCUGGACAAGCCUUCCUUCCAUGACAAAAUUCUUCCCAAUAUCUCAUCUUGACAUCUCCUGGUGCCACCUGGAAGCUGUUUGGCCAGCUCAGGAGGGAACAGGAGCAGUGAAGCGUUCCCAAGUAAGCCGGGACAUUUUCCUCACACAAACUCCUCAAAGACCUUGAGUUAUCCUUGUCUGAGAUUAGGGAAUUCAUGAAAAAUACCAUAUCGACCCCAAAAGUGCUCUCCAGCUGGGAAUAUCAACUCCCUGGCUGUCCAUCCCUCUGCCCCAACUUUUCCUGCCAAUGAAUUUUUCCUCAGAGUGGAAACUGGGGGGAAUGGGGUGGUGGGAGCUGCCAAAAUGGGUGGGAAAGAGGAAGAACCACCAAUAUCCAUCACUGUGUUCAGGUAUGAAGCGAAUAAAGAAUUUAACAAUGUC